Molecule: messenger RNA, 720 nt
Organism: Maniola jurtina (meadow brown)
Lineage: Eukaryota; Metazoa; Arthropoda; Insecta; Lepidoptera; Nymphalidae
Gene: Tm
Product: transmembrane protein 203-like
Exons: 2
Coding region: 255-662 (135 amino acids)
Biological process (GO): intracellular calcium ion homeostasis; tRNA 5'-leader removal
Cellular component (GO): ribonuclease MRP complex; endoplasmic reticulum; nucleus
Molecular function (GO): nucleic acid binding
Source: RefSeq, a predicted model, not a curated record
UGAAAAUAUUGUGAAAAAGAAACAAGAUCAAAGAAAUCCUAAACGCCUCCCAAAUAAGAAAUAUGCUAUUAAAAAGAGAUUACCAGUGCGACCUGUUGAAGGCGAAAAUGUUAUAUUUGUAACCAAAAAGACUAAUUUCAAGAUGAUCUGGAACCACUGACAGAUGAUGUAGACUUCGAUGCUCAGGUCAGACAUUCCUCAUCAAUUCACAUCCGGAUAUUCAGGAAUGCAAUGCUUGGGUCCAACAAGUAAACAUGUUUUUCACACUUAACGAGAUUGUGCAGUGGUUGGGACUCACUGUUUUUGAAAUAUGGAUAAAUUUGAUUACAAUUGCUAUAUUCACUGCGCUGCUUGCUCUUAAGAUCGAUGGUGUGGUGAACAGUGCAUGGUGGACAAUAUUUGCCCCAUUAUUUGUGAGUGAUGCUAUGAACGCAUACUUUUGUUGCAUAGUGUGUAUAAGAAUGACUUUAGAAGUCUCCUACAAAGCCUCACUGUAUAGGGUAUCCUGGAGUUGUAUAUUUUUAGGUCUAACAUUUGUGUUUAAGUUCUUACUAUGUAGAAAGCUUCAAGGUGACUCAGCAAUAGAAUAUAGUGAAGUGUUUGCUCCACUGUUUAUUUUAUUGCAGCUCAUAGCUGUAAGAGCUUGUCAGUUACAUCAAUAAAGAUUUAAUCAUGUUUUUAUCUAACUUUUCUGUAAUAAAGAUAUACAGAACAUAAAAA